AUCGAUCAACUAACUAACACGUGCACUGUUUGCAUUGUUUAGAUUCAUUUGUUUGACAAAAAACAAGAAAUUUAAGGUUUAGAAAUGAGCAAAGCCGUAGCUGAGACAACGAAUGCUGCAAGCGCAAGAACCAUACCACAGAAAAUGCCGAAUACUAAAAAAACGCAGCUUCAGGCGAAUGUGCCACGAGGUCAACCGAAAUCCAAUCGGCCCUGGAAAACUCCGAAACAAAAAUUCAGCACAAUUAAGAAAAGCGUAAACCGCCUGUCGUUUGAAAAAAAGACGGCCCUGCGUGAUGAAUUGCGCAACAUUAAGGAUAAAUCAAAGGAAAUUAAGACUCAAAGGAAGGAAGCAGCCGUUCAACGUCACCAGCGUCGCGUGGAAAACGCAGAGCGUCGCUUGGCCAACGAGCGUCGCUCAGAAAUCGUACAAGUUAUUAAGAAUCCUUCAAAGAUUAAACGCAUGAAGAAAAACCAGAUGCGUAUGAUUGAGAAGCGCGACAUAAGCCAAGUGAAGGUAGUUUAAGUCGUCAAUGCAUAGGAAACCCUAUGUAAAUGUAAAUUUAUUUAUUGCCUAAAUAAAUAGUUUUAAUAAUA
Drosophila subobscura is the source of this 596-nucleotide messenger RNA. RefSeq names its product coiled-coil domain-containing protein 86. The transcript is spliced from 2 exons. Lineage: Eukaryota; Metazoa; Arthropoda; Insecta; Diptera; Drosophilidae. The record is from RefSeq and is a predicted model, not a curated record. Gene Ontology annotation, cellular component: nucleolus. The coding region runs from base 85 to 525 and encodes 146 amino acids.